This is a messenger RNA of Fibroporia radiculosa, 1083 nucleotides long. RefSeq lists its product as uncharacterized. The coding region runs from base 1 to 1083 and encodes 360 amino acids. The record is from RefSeq and is a predicted model, not a curated record. NCBI's taxonomy places the organism in Eukaryota, Fungi, Basidiomycota, Agaricomycetes, Polyporales, Fibroporiaceae. Gene Ontology annotation, cellular component: signal recognition particle, endoplasmic reticulum targeting; cytosol. The transcript is spliced from 6 exons. Gene Ontology annotation, biological process: SRP-dependent cotranslational protein targeting to membrane; SRP-dependent cotranslational protein targeting to membrane, translocation. Gene Ontology annotation, molecular function: GTP binding; endoplasmic reticulum signal sequence receptor activity; ATP hydrolysis activity.
AUGGUCUUAGCCGACUUGGGCCGGAAGCUCAAUGCUGCCCUGUCCUCUCUAAACAGGGCUCCGGUCGUCGACGAGAAGGUGUUGGAUGCGCUCCUCAAAGAAGUAUGCGCUGCGCUCCUUGAAUCCGACGUCAACGUCAAACUGGUGGCCUCACUGCGGGCGAAGGUGAAAGCGAAGGUCAAGGCGUCGCUAGAGGGUGGUGCAGACAAGGGGAAAGAGACAAAUAGGAAGAACAUAGUCCAGAAGGCCAUCUUCGAUGAACUGGUGCAGCUGGUCGAUCCUGGCGUCGAACCAUACAAGCCCAAGAAGGGGCAGCCCAACGUGAUCAUGGCCGUCGGUCUUCAGGGAAACGGAAAAACGACCACAUGCACAAAGCUCGCUGUGUACUACCAGAAGCGCGGCUUCAAGUCUUGCAUCGUCUGCGCAGAUACCUUUCGUGCCGGCGCGUUCGACCAAACACGCCAAUCGGCAACGAAAGCGAAAGUCGCCUACUUUGGAUCGUAUACGGAGACAGAUCCCGUUGCAAUAGCUGCCCAGGGCGUAUCAAAGUUCAAGAAGGAGCGCUUCGAUGUCAUCAUUGUGGAUACCUCAGGGAGACACAAACAAGAAUCCGAGCUGUUUGAAGAGAUGGUCCAGAUCGGCGAAGCUGUUAAACCCAACAUGACUGUACUCAUACUGGACGCAAGCAUCGGCCAGGCUGCCGAAGCGCAAAGUCGUGCAUUCAAAGAUAGUGCAGACUUUGGUGCUAUCAUUGUCACUAAGAUGGAUGGCCACGCGAAGGGUGGUGGGGCAAUAUCAGCUGUCGCGGCUACCAAAACGCCGAUCAUCUUUCUUGGUGUCGGUGAACAUUUACAGGACCUGGACAAAUUUUCCCCACAGCCGUUCAUCUCAAAAUUACUAGGCUUGGGCGACGUCCAAGGGCUCAUGGAGCAUAUGCAUGACCUUGCGACUCAGAACCCGGACAAACAAAAGGAGAUGGCAAAGAAAUUGGAAGAAGGUAAACUGAGUAUUCGAGAUUGGCGGGAACAGAUUCAGAACGUGAUGAACAUGUCCGUCUCCCCGAUUUUCCACUCUACGUAUUAA